AUGCCAGAGCCCCUUGCAACUCCAAGAAAGUCAGACUGUCUUGAAGAUGCUAAGCAAGAAUGCAGGGCUGCACAUGCACUUUCUAACCUGUUCCCAUUGAAAUCUCACAACCUCAACCUCUCCAUAACAGAGGUGCUCAUCACUGUCAUCAUUGAGUGGAAUCAACAUGGUGUGCAAUUUGAAGAUGGUUACUGGCCUGACCACACACAAGAUAUGGCAUGCCUUCUCCUUGGUGAUAUAUCUACCUGGCAUUCAGAAUUGAAGUCAGUUACACUGGCAACCAUGCCAUCUGUGUUCAACCUUAUCCAUCCUUCUGAUGUUGCACCACAAAUUUGUGUGCAAUGGAUAGAGACUGCUGCUGCAAAGCUCCUUGACAACUUGCUUUUCCUGACCUAUCGAAUCACAGAUAAGCAUCCUGAGUCCUUCAACAAUUCAGUUCCCCUUUCCUGUCUGGCUCUUGUUGCAGCUGCAAAUAGCACAGGAAAGACAAUGCCUCAAUUCUCUGGCAAGGCUUACAAUUCCAUUUUCCAUGGCAUGAUGAAGGUGCUGAAUGACAUCCUUUGUAAUCCCUAUCACAGUGUGAGGUUGCACAAGCAGCUUUCUCAGUGGGUGAAGGAAGGAUGGGCUGCACUGCAAGAGGUUGAUUCAAAUGUAGAGAGGUACCAGCACAUUCAGGCAGUCCUUGAUUGA
Messenger RNA from Pisolithus orientalis, 690 nucleotides. RefSeq lists its product as uncharacterized. The coding region runs from base 1 to 690 and encodes 229 amino acids. NCBI's taxonomy places the organism in Eukaryota, Fungi, Basidiomycota, Agaricomycetes, Boletales, Pisolithaceae. The record is from RefSeq and is a predicted model, not a curated record. The transcript is spliced from 6 exons.